Molecule: messenger RNA, 2820 nt
Organism: Trypanosoma cruzi
Lineage: Eukaryota; Euglenozoa; Kinetoplastea; Trypanosomatida; Trypanosomatidae
Product: retrotransposon hot spot (RHS) protein, putative
Exons: 1
Coding region: 1-2820 (939 amino acids)
Source: RefSeq, a predicted model, not a curated record
AUGUCUGGAAGGCCCGAGGAAAGACUUUACGGCAAUGUGGAGAGUCAAUCGUCCAAUGUCUCGCAGGGAGGUCGGAGAAGAGCGAGGUCGGAAUUUGAGGGUGACACAGAUUACUCCUCUGCGACUCGCAGAAGAUUGGAGGAAACGCGGCGACCAGAGUGGACUAUGAGCAGCACCGUAAAGGACAUCCUGCUGGAGGGAAGCACUAACAGCACCGAAAUGAAGCUGAACGAUUUCCUUCGUAGCCACUUGGGCGGCAGGGCGGCUGUUGAUGAAGACUACAAUGUGACGAUGGAGGCGUUUGUUCAGGAGCCGGAUGCUUACGUACAAGACCAGGAGCUUCUUAGAAGAAUUAUUAAUUUACCUGCGUACCAAGCGCUGGAGGAAAGGAAAAUACUAUUGGAGGCUAUUUAUAAGCUUCAUCACGAGGGUGUGUAUUUUCUCAGGCAAUGGAGGGACUAUCAACGAAACGAUACGCUCACUCCUCUUGCAAGUGGAAAGCUAAACGGAGUACUCACUGAUAUAGAGGAAAAAGAAAACCGUGAGGCGGAAGAAAGAUUAAGGCGUGAGGAAGCAGAAACGCAACGACGAGCGCAAGAAAUAAUAUUUACCAUGUCCACUAAUAUCGAAGUUGUAUUGUUCAGAGGAAGGGCUCGCGUCAAGGAAAUGAAGCUUAACGAUUUUCUUACGCUGAGAUUUGGCGGAAAGGGCGUUAUGGACACCAAUCGGAAUGUCUUGCUGGAGGAGUUUUUCAAGGAACCCGCGAGGUAUAUCGGCGAUGAGGGAGUAUUGAACGAAAUAAAGACAUCAUAUCCUUACUUGAGGAUGGAGUGGGUUCUAACAGAGGAAACGAUUUUGGAACGAGAUAUUCUCAAGCUUCAACAGAGUGCCGGCACUCUAGCAGCGUGGUCAUUAGCUGCCGAAGAGGUAAAAGCAGGUGUUCAUGACAUCACUAAACAGACUUUGGAUGCAGCCCUCGAGGAAGUGAGGAACCCAGCGGCGACGACUGCAUCGAUAAAACUGGAGGGAUGCUACGAGUCUGUGUACAAUGCGAGGUGGCAUCAUGUCGUGGAAGUUCCUGGCGGCGAGGGGACGGGAAUGAAGGUGCAUGAGGGGGAACCACCGCAGCCAUGGACGUACAAGGCAGUUGGCCGAACCCUUGAAAAGGAUGACGGUGUGGAGCAAUCCGGUGAAGCGCGUCUCAGGCUGAUGGUGCUUACCUCGGACAAGGGAUGGCCGUACACGUGGAGAAGGGAAAGUAAAGCCAUUCGUGACUGCUAUGUGAACUGUGAGGUGGAGCGAGUGUGGCAGUUCGUCAAGGGCGAUCUCACCGAGUGGUUCAUCAAUUUUCAUUUGAUUCUCAAUCCUUCACCUUUGCCGCGUGUGUUGAUUGGGACGCCAGGGAUCGGGAAGUCGAUGGCUGCCGGUUCGUACCUUCUUUACCAGCUGCUGCACUACGAUGUGGAGCGACUGCAAAUGGUUGCUUACUAUGUUGGAGAUGAAUCGUUCCUGUUUGACAAAACCACCAAAACCGUGACAAAAUACAAGGAAGGGACCAGAUUCACGAAUAUUGUGAAGAGUCUAUUUUGGCGUGGGUUUAAGGGGUAUAUUAUUUACGACAUCGCAAAGGAUGGUUGUAAACCGUCUGCUAACUUGCCUUGCGAUGGUUGGGGCAUGAUUGUGCUGACAUCACCGAACGAGGGUAACUUUAGCGAUUGGGAGAAGGAAAUUAAACCCACAAGAAUCGUAAUUAAUUGUCCUGAGAAAGACGAUGUAAAGGCGAUAUGCGUUUGGAUGAGGCAAUACCAGUCAAAACAGGAGCAAGAGAAGUACUGGCGAGAGGUGAAGGAUCGAAUGGAAGAUUUGGGACCACUUCUUCGUUACAUCUUUAUUGAGAACGAAUACAAGGAUCGGAAUAUGUUGUGCGAAAAAGCUGUUAGAGAGAUGACCUUGCCGGAUACCAACCAUUACCUUACAUUGGGAACUCAUAAAAUGUGGGAUGCUCGCCACGUCUCUCAUAAACUUGUGAAGAUCGUACGAGUACGAGGUGACGAUGGUGAAUUGACCCUAAAUUCACUGAUAUCUCCCCAUCUCGGAAGUUUAAUGACAUGCAAGUUGGCGCAAUUAAUGAUGCCGAAUGAUUUUAUUUUACUCAUAUUGGCCAUCAAGGACGAUCUCUUAUCAAAAACCCUUGAAAGGUAUUCCGUUUUUACAUUUUUGAGCGAGGGCUUUAUAAAUGCAAUAAUACCGAAACUCAAGGAGCUGAAAAUAAAAAAAGAUGCUCCGCCACAUCUCUGUGCGUUGAGAGUGCGUCCACAUGAGCGCCCCUUCAAGCCCCUUCUUUUACCGUUACUGAAAGAUUUUGAGGAGAAGAUUAAUAUAGGGUGUCGGGUGCUGUACAUACCGGAGGCUAAAAACUUUCCGUUGGUGGACGCCUUUUUCUUUUUGGAGUCAAACCCGAAGAUAAUGGUUGGGCUGCAGAUUACUACGGCGGGUGAGCACCACACCCUAACCAGCACUGUGAAUCUGUUCAAAGAAAAUAUGGCGACAUAUUUUAAUGGUUGGGAGAAAUUUGCUCAAGGAUUGUCGUGGGAUAUUAUUUAUAUACAACACGUAGACAACAAGCCGCUAACUAGCUGGCAGAGAUGUGAUUACGUCAAUCCCAGGAAUAAAACCGACGCUGAAAAAGAAAUUGUGGCGUUCUGGAAGGAAAAGGUGCACCAGUACCAAGUUUCUGUAUCAUCCAGAGACUUUAAAAGAGAAGAAGCUCUCCCAACUGUUGAAAAGCAAACAAACAACAGGAAACAGAUUAGAAAAUGA